CUGGUCUCACUUUUUUCAAAGUGCAUGAAUUUAGGAAUCCACAUGCAAAACUGUCUUCCAAGAGACAGAAACUGAAUUUUAGAGAGAUAAACAAAACAAAAACCCCUCAGUCAUGGGCAGCUUCAUGUACAUUACCAUCCUACUUCUUGGCAUAAUCUCAACCGUUCAUUCCUGCCCGCCAUCCGAUAGGGCAUCAUUAUUAGCUUUCCGAGCUGCCCUGAAUGAACCUCACCUGGGAAUUUUCAACUCAUGGAAAGGUUAUGACUGUUGCCAUGAAUGGUACGGGGUGAGUUGUGAUCCCACAACUCACCGUGUUGCAGACAUCAACCUCCGAGGAGAAUCCGAGGAUCCACUCUUCGAAAAAGCUCAUCGAACCGGUUACAUGACCGGAACGAUAUCUCCAUCUAUAUGUAAGCUAGAAAGGCUAUCAAGCCUUACUAUUGCUGAUUGGAAAGGCAUUACUGGACCUAUUCCAUCAUGUAUUACGUCCUUACCAUUUCUACGAAUCAUCGACCUAGUCGGGAACAAGCUUACCGGCUCAAUCCCUUCCGAUAUAGGCCGAUUGAGUCGACUCACCGUGUUAAACGUAGCUGAGAACAAUCUUUCUGGUUAUAUUCCUCGUUCCUUAACCAAUUUAUCAUCUUUAAUGCAUUUAGAUCUCCGAAACAACAGCAUCUACGGAAACUUACCGACAAAUUUUGGGAAAUUAAGGAUGUUGAGUCGAGCUUUACUGAGUCAAAACAAGUUAACGGGUCGUAUACCAUACUCCAUUUCGUAUAUUUACAGGCUUUCUGAUUUGGAUCUUUCAUUGAACAAACUCUCUGGUAGCAUACCACCAUCUCUAGGAAAUAUGCACGUUCUUGCAACAUUAAAUCUUGAUGGUAACAAUAUUUCUGGUACUAUACCACCUAGUUUGAUUAAUUCUCGUAUCAACAUUUUGAACUUGAGCAAGAAUGCUAUUGAAGGGUACAUUCCUGAUUCAUUUGAUGAAAGAUCCUAUUUUAUGGUAAUGGAUUUAUCUCACAACAAAUUAAAAGGAAGGAUUCCAAAAUCGAUAUCGUCCGCGACGUUUAUCGGUCACCUUGACGUUAGUUACAACCAUCUGUGUGGGCAGAUUCCGGAAGGUUCUCCGUUCGACCACCUUGAAGCUUCAUCUUUUACUUACAAUGAUUGUCUCUGUGGGAAGCCUCUUAAACCUUGUCACUAAAGUGUGACUUUUAUUAGGUACAUUUGAUUUUACUUUCUUUUUUUUUGUUUUUUGUUUUCGAGAUUUUUAACACUAUAUGGUGAAUAUGCUUGUAUUAUGUGAUACCGAAGAUUAAAGUGUUUAGCAUAUAUAUGUAAUUUUAAAUGUAUAAUUGUGCCCUGGGAUAUUUGAAGGCCCUUUUAUAU
Solanum dulcamara is the source of this 1392-nucleotide messenger RNA. RefSeq names its product DNA damage-repair/toleration protein DRT100-like. The record is from RefSeq and is a predicted model, not a curated record. The transcript has a single exon. Gene Ontology annotation, molecular function: protein binding. The coding region runs from base 113 to 1207 and encodes 364 amino acids. Lineage: Eukaryota; Viridiplantae; Streptophyta; Magnoliopsida; Solanales; Solanaceae.